AUGGAAGAGGGUGGGAAUGGCAUGAAUGUGAGCCAUGAGAGCAGCAGAAGAGAAAACUUUGUGCCAAAAGAUGUUGAAUCGGCAGCGAGAAGUGAAAUGUCAUCUGGGUCUUGGAGGCUCAGUGUGCAUGAGUUCCCAGCACUGGCUGAAAGAAGAGAUAGGGAGCAUGGUUUCUUCACUUUCCGCACCCUUCUUCAUGCCCCAUGGUCCUAUUACUUGGUUGAUUUGGGGUACCCCAUUGGUGCAUUGUUUCUUCCACCACACAAGACCACCCGAUAUCAUGCUCAGGAAUUUAGGAGGAGCCAUAGGCAACCGGCAUCAGGGAAAGAGUUGUUUAACUAUAGACACUCUUCAUUGCGCAUGGUAAUUGAGAGGAGCUUUGGAGUCCUUAAGGCUCGCUUUCCCAUUUUGAGUUGUAUGGCAAACUAUAAGGAAUCUUGGAAAUGUUUGGUUGUUUCUGCUUGUUGUGCAUUGCACAAUUUUAUACGUAUCAAUAAUCGUAGAGAUGAAAUGUUUAACUCAUGGGAGAACCUUGACAUUAAUAGAGAUGAUGUACAAGCUAGGAACAAUGGGAAUUCUCCUGAGUCAAGUGCAAGUGCUGAAAGGAGGCAUGUGAGGGAGAUGUCUGAUGCGGCGAAGAGGGCAAUGGGUGAGUUUAGGGAUGAUGUGACUGCUUGCAUGUGGGAGGAGUACGCACGAUGA
Molecule: messenger RNA, 702 nt
Organism: Quercus lobata
Lineage: Eukaryota; Viridiplantae; Streptophyta; Magnoliopsida; Fagales; Fagaceae
Exons: 2
Coding region: 1-702 (233 amino acids)
Source: RefSeq, a predicted model, not a curated record